This is a messenger RNA of Didymodactylos carnosus, 1649 nucleotides long. Lineage: Eukaryota; Metazoa; Rotifera; Eurotatoria; Philodinida; Philodinidae. The record is from the annotation of a GenBank genome assembly.
CUCAGUUUGAAGAACUUUUUAGUUUUGUUCCGCUUUCUUAAUUCAAAGUAUCUUAAGAUUUAAAGCAAGACAUAUAAUCAGUACAAAAGAGAAAUUGGAUACCAGUCAUCUGUCACACUUUUAACGCUAAAUAUUAGACAAAUUGAGUAUUUUGGGUACUUUUCUUUGAACUGGACAGAGACUCAUGAUACAAAAUGUUCAGCGUUCAUUAGUACUGUGAAUUGCCAGGUGUUUUAUGAUUUCACAAGAAACUUUGUCUAUCGGGUAUCUUAUUUAAUUUUAAUCUAGUUUCAACGCAGCGAGAAAUUCUACGCAUAUCUAACGUCUAGCGUAGUCAAUAUAUUUUGCAUUUUGUGUUGACAUGUGAUGUAAAGAAUUAAAAGUUUGAAAUAUGUAAUUGUGGGAGAUCGAAAGACGAAAAAUAGUUAAUACAUUUUAAACAAUAUAUUGUGGAACAACAGUGAUCCCUUUGUUGUUGUUUUCCUUAUUUUAUUAGAACAUCUUUUUUUUGUGUAAUACGUUUUUUAUAUAGAAAUUUUACUUUGAACCGAACCUUCCAGGUUAUUUUAUGGAUAGGUGAUGAAUAAUCUCAUCUGUUUUUUCUUUCAUUUGAUGUCUUUUACUGAUCUCAUUCACUUUUUUAAUGUGUGAUAUGUUUUUAUUAAUACCACUAUUUAAAGUCGUUUUCAUUUAACUGCUCUAAAUAAAAACUUGUCAAGGGGGUACUACAAAUAAUCCGACGUUUUGGUUUGGACGAAGUGUGGUUGACUGAUGACUUAAACUAGACCCAUCAGAUGGUUGUCCUCUUGAUCAUCUUUUAAUUUGUUAUUCUUCUAGAUCUUAUCUGUCAUCUUCAUUUAAAAAUGCCAAAAUCAAAACGCGAUCAACGUUUAACAUUAACAAAGACUAAACGUAAACGAGGCAUUGAAUUAAAACAACAACUCAUCUCAAAAAUUCACUCAAAUCUUGACAAGUAUUCAUCGUUAUACCUGUUGAAAGUCUAUAAUGAACGUAAUGAAAAACUUCACCAUAUUCGUCAGCAUUUUUCUGAUAGUCAGUUUUUUUUUGGUAAAAAUCGAGUAAUGUCCAUUGCAUUAGGUCGAACACCUAAUCGAGAAUAUUUAACAAAUUUAUCAAAAAUUACACCGUAUCUAUUAGGAAAAAUUGGUUUAAUGCUAACAAAUCGUGACAAAAGAGAAAUAGUAGAAUAUUUCAAUUCUUUAUCGCUAUUGGAUUAUGCUAGAAGUGGAAACGUGGCUACAGAAGCGGUGACAAUUGAACAAGGAGCAUUACCAGAUUUUCAACAUACAAUGGAACCCAUGCUGAGACAGUUGGGAUUGAUGACAUCGUUGAAAAAAGGUAUUAUUGGUGAUGUUUUAACACCUGAGCAAGCAAAAUUAUUAAAAUUUUUUCAAUAUCAACAAUCAGAAUUUAAAGUUCGAAUUAAGGCAAUCUGGACGAAAGAUGAUGGCAAUAUUCAAGCAUUUGAGAUUCCAGACGAUGAAAAAGAUGUUGAAACCGACGAUGAUGGCAUGAAAAUUGAUGAUAUUGAAGAACAAACAAUUCCAAACGAUGAUGAAGAAUGGGAAGAUGAUGAAGCAAAACAAACACAACGAAAAACAACUAGGAAUAAACGACGAAAAAUUUAA